Messenger RNA from Apis mellifera (honey bee), 1242 nucleotides. It is a transcript of the gene Ant, whose product is annotated as ADP/ATP translocase. Gene Ontology annotation, cellular component: mitochondrial inner membrane. The record is from RefSeq and is marked provisional. Gene Ontology annotation, molecular function: ATP:ADP antiporter activity. Lineage: Eukaryota; Metazoa; Arthropoda; Insecta; Hymenoptera; Apidae. Gene Ontology annotation, biological process: mitochondrial ATP transmembrane transport; mitochondrial ADP transmembrane transport.
GUUUUCAUACACCAACUAUCCGAUACAAUAUGUCUGGUCUUGCGGACCCAGUGGCAUUCGCCAAGGAUUUCUUGGCUGGUGGUGUAGCCGCCGCAAUCUCGAAAACGACGGUUGCUCCUAUUGAACGUGUGAAGCUGUUGCUGCAGGUACAGCAUAUCUCUAAGCAAAUUUCUGAAGAGCAACGUUAUAAGGGUAUGAUUGAUUGUUUUGUGCGCAUUCCAAAAGAACAAGGAUUCCUCAGUUAUUGGCGUGGUAACUUGGCUAAUGUUAUUAGAUACUUCCCAACACAAGCUUUGAACUUUGCUUUUAAAGACAAAUAUAAGCAAGUUUUCCUUGGUGGUGUUGACAAAAACACACAGUUCCUGCGUUACUUUGUUGGAAAUUUGGCCUCUGGUGGUGCUGCUGGUGCUACAUCUCUGUGUUUUGUUUAUCCUCUUGACUUUGCCAGAACUAGAUUGGCUGCUGAUGUAGGCAAAGCUGGUGGUGAACGUGAAUUCACAGGUCUUGGUAACUGUCUGACUAAGAUCUUUAAGGCUGAUGGUAUUACUGGCCUUUACCGUGGUUUCGGAGUAUCCGUCCAGGGUAUCAUCAUCUAUCGUGCUGCCUAUUUUGGUUUCUAUGACACUGCCCGCGGUAUGCUGCCAGAUCCCAAAAAGACACCAUUCCUUAUUUCAUGGGGUAUUGCCCAGGUUGUCACAACUGUUGCUGGUAUUGUAUCUUAUCCAUUUGAUACAGUACGUAGGCGUAUGAUGAUGCAAUCUGGUCGCGCCAAAUCCGAAAUUUUGUACAAAAGCACUCUUCACUGUUGGGCUACUAUUUACAAGACAGAAGGUGGCAAUGCUUUCUUCAAAGGAGCAUUCUCUAACAUUCUUCGUGGCACAGGUGGUGCACUCGUAUUGGUACUUUACGAUGAAAUUAAGAAUCUUCUUUAAUAUUAUAACGAUCCUCACCUCAUUACCUUCACAACUACAAUUACAACCAUCUUUAUUAUCCUUACCAUCCAAUGUAAUGCCAGAUCAAGUGGUUUCCAGACUGAAACAGUACACAAGCUGUCGAGAAAAUUGAAAUACACUUUAGAUUAUAAUUCUUUUGGUAGUUUCUUAUGAAAUGCAUGGAGCUCGGCAGAGUAUGUAUUUUGACUUUAGAAGGAAAGAAUUCGCUUAAUUUAUUGCCGGAUUCAGUAUUUUCUUGAAAGAGUUCACAUGUGCCAUAUUUCAUAUUUCAUUUUCGUAAAAAAAAAAA